AUGGCGAGCAGCGCGGACGUGACGGCGGCCGAUGUGCUGCCCGUGGGCGACUUCCAGCGCUACCUGCUGGCCACGUGCAUGCCGCUGUUCGGCGAGGGCGCGGCGCUCAGCGUGGACAGCUUCAAGGCCGACCUGGAGGCGUCCGAGGCGACCAUCACUCUGGAUCAGUUCGUGUCCGACUCCGCCACGCGCGUGCUGCAGGUGCACUGCUACCCCGCGCGCGCAGACGAGGACAGCCCCAUGGACGGCUCCGUGCCGGGCUUCCGCGUGCGCGUGAACCUGGGCAUCGAGUACGCGCCCGGCAAGAAGAGCGGCCACGACGUCGUGUGCUUCAUCAAGCGCUUCAGCGCGCCGCUGGCCAAGGACCAGACGCUCAACCACCAGCUGCAGGUCAUGACGCUCGGCCUGGGAUCGUCCUCGUCCUCCCCCGCUGCGGCGGAAGGGGACUCGGACACGGCCACCACCACCAGCGGCGAGAACACGGAGGAGGAGGACGAAGACAGGGGCAACCUGCUCUCGGUCGUGUACAACUACGUGCACCAGUCGUUCACGCCGCUCGUGAACGAGUACUCCAAGGUGCACAUGCCGCAGAGCGAGAUGACCAACCUGAGCGAGGGCACAAGAGGUCUGCCGGCCAUUCGACGCAGGAUGAAGGAGCUCGAGCUCGCCUUGCUUCAGUACCAGCAGAACAUUGAGAUCCCCGAGGUGAACCUGAUCUUCCACCCGGUGAUCCAGCAGGCUGCGGACCUGGUGCGCGAGAAGGGCGUACUGAUCGAUGUGGAAGCGCUGGGACUCGAGGACAAGGUGAACGACGUCGUGUUCGUGAACACUAUCCAGGGAGGAGUGAGCAAGUGGAUCAAGGAGAUCCAAAAGGUUACGCGGCUCAUCAACGAGCCUCUGCCGGGAACUGCCAUGCAGGAAAUCAACUUUUGGUGCGAUCUGAAUCGCGCGCUGCUUGCUGUUCAGGAGAAGCUCAAGUCGCCGGAGGUGGAGAUUACGCUGGCCGUGCUGCAGCGCGCCAAGAGAUAUCUGGCAACGGUGACCUUUAGUGCCGACCACGGUCUCGGCCCGGCGAUUCAGCACGUGUCUAGUGUUAUGACGCUGAUGAAGGAGUUCCCGAUGAACUCCAUUUUGUCCGCAACGGACAUCAACCAGCUGAACCAGGGAGUGACGCUCGUCUUCACCCACUUGAAGAAGAUACGCGUGGCUGAUUCUUACAACCUGUCGCGCCUGUUGCGCUUGGUGGAGGUCAUGUCGAGCGACCUCACCCAGCAGGUCAUCAGCCUGUUGCGAGUUUACAGUCUCAUCCAGGUCCCUUUCAACCAGUUCGAGCAGCUCAUCUCUUCGUGCAAGGAGCUUUUCGCGAACUGGCACCGCCAGGUUGCAACGCUUUAUGAUCUAACGAAAGAACUAUUCAAGCGACGAGGAGGAUCAAUCAACACGGAGAAGCUUCCGUUGCUUUCCGAGUUGCAGAUGGAGCAUGCGGCUAUUGAGGAGCGACUGUUAGAGCUCUAUGAAUUCCGAGAGCAGCACGAAAAGCUACGUGAAGUGAUUCAGAGAGUGCUGGGUGGUUCCAAUGGGAUUGGUCUGGAGGAGGCUCGUGGCAGCGAUGGGACAAAUGACGCACUCACUGAAAUUAACUCGGCGUAUUCCCAGUUGAAUUCGCUGGAUCCGCUGGAUGUAUCGGGUGAAGGCGUGACUGCUUGGAAGAACCUGCGCAAAGCGUACGACCUGUGCAUCGACCGUGUGGAAGGGCGAAUUAUCAACAGUCUUACCAGCAGACUGAGCGCUACGUCAAAUGCUGACGAGAUGUUCCGCGUUUUCUCCAAGUACAACGCGCUGUUUUUCCGUCCUCGUAUCCGCAGUGCCGUGCAGCAAUUUCAGAUGCAGUUGAUCGAAAAUGUGAAGGAGGACGUGAGCAACCUCCAAGCCAAGUUCCGUGCGCAUUAUGCUUACUCGGAGGCGUCACGUACAAGCAAGCUUCGCGAUAUCCCGCCUAUUGCUGGUGCGGUAAUGUGGGCCAAGCAAAUUGAACGCAAGCUGAAAAUGCUCCUGUCUCGUGUUGAAAGUGUUCUCGGUGUUGGCUGGGAGCAGCACGUGGAGGGAAAGGCGCUUAAAGCAGCCGCCGAGGCGUUUAUUGCCAAGCUCAACCCGCAGCUAAUCUUCGACCAGUGGGUGAACGAUUUGGCAUCAAUGCCCAUCUUUGACAUCAAGAAUAUUAUUCUGAACAUUGUGACGGAGGACACGCCUCAGGGUGAGAAGAAGAAACUGGUGGUCGCUUUCAACCAGCAAAUCGUGACACUGUUCAAGGAAGUGCGAAACCUGGAGUGGUUGGGCUACCGAGUGCCUUUCACUCUCAAGAUGAUUGCGGAAGAUGCGAAGUCGAAAUACCCGUUUGCAAUGUCUCUGGACGCGAGUCUCAAGACGUACACAAGCUCGUGCCGACGUAUCCAACCCAUUUUUGAAGCACUAACGGCGGCGUAUGUUCGAGAAGUGCGUGCUACCAUUGGCAAGACGUUUACGAAGGGCAACGAAAUGCGAUGGCAUGCAGAUGGGUUGGGCGAGUAUGUUACUGAUCUUGCAACGAAGGUGGAGCGCUUGCACGACAAGGUGGAUGAGUUGCUGCAGAAAACUAGCGAGAUUGACAGCCUCCUGGAAAGUGUCCGAACUAGCUCAGACUUCCAAGCUGCAGAGGUUCGAGCAGUUUUGGUGAAAAUUCAAGCGCACGUGGACGAACUAAGUUUGGCUGGUUACGCGAAUUUGCAUGUGUUUGUCAAAAACCUGAACACUUUGAUCAGUGGCAUUCUGGGCAAGAAGUUGGAAGCUCUACUGCAACGUUGGGUCUCUUGCUUUGGGCCUCAGGCUGAUGAAAAAUCUUUCCAGGCUGCAGUUGCCGAAGCUGGACUUAGCAUCACAACUCACCAGAUCCUUUUGAAGAACCAGGUCCUGUAUUUGGAACCUUCAGUUGGUGAUGCGCGUCGUGAUUGGUUGGCGCAGCUUCAGAAUUUGUUGAACUCCGUGUGCGACCUGCCAAAGAUUCAGACCUCCUCGUAUGAAAAUGUCUAUGGGAAGUCCACUGUGUCUGCCUUGUCAUCGCCACCUCGUAAGAGUGCCAGCUCGAGGCGGCGUGAGGCUGUGUUCAAGGAAGCUCUUAAUCAGGUGCCUCUUGACUUGCUGCUUAAGGCAUACAGCGUGCUUGAUGUUACUGUGAGUGAUGUGGACAAGUAUGCGUCGACGUGGCUGCAGUAUCAGGCUUUGUGGGAUAUGGAUGCUCAAACUGCAUUGAACAGUGUUGGAGAGGACCUUCGGAAGUGGCAACAAAUUCUGGUGGAAAUUAAAAACGAGCGCAACGCCUUUGAUGCCGUCUUCAACACGAAACGCUUCGGCCCGUUGGUGAUUAACUACCAGCAAGUGCAAGCUCAAGUGAAUGUGAAGUAUGAUGCGUGGCACAACGAGUUCCUUGCUUACUUUGGCGAUCUUCUCCGCGACCAAAUCAACUCGUUCUACUCCACGAUUUCGUCCAAGAGAACGCUACUGGAGCAGCAUGCGCUUGAAGCUGCCACGGCGCAAGUGGUUGCUGCGAUCACGCUUAUCCAAGAAAUGCGCCAGAUGCGAGUCCAGUGGGAAGAAGCAGUGGAGUCGUUUGAACAGGGAGAGCGUUUGCUGAAAAAGCAGCGAUACAGGUUCUCUGCUGACUGGCCGUCGUUGGCUAAUGUGGAGGGCGAGUGGGAAGCGUUCAUCCAGCUCCUUGAGCGGAAGACUGCUGCUAUGGAGAGUCAGUUGCCCCAAUUGCAGGCCAAAAUCAUGGAAGAAAAGAGUGCAUUGGACAGCAAGAUCAGCAAGGCUGUGACUGAAUGGGACAGCGCUAAACCGUUGCAAGGUGGCCAGUCACCGAAGGCAGCCACGGAACUGCUGAUCGUCUACGACACACGCUUCAAGUUGUUGCGUGCUGAACAAGACAAAACUAACGCUGCGCUAGACGCUUUGAACAUUUCCUAUGUGUCGGGAAUGGGAGGGUCUUCACUUGAUGACGAUCGCAGCUCGUACGGUGAUCUUUCAAGGGCAAUGGAAGAACUAUCUGGGUUGGACGAAGUUUGGAAGAGUAUUUCCAAGGUCUGGGCUCACGUUGACGAGCUGCAAGACACACUGUGGUCUGCAGUUCAUCCCCGCAAGGUCCGGAAGCAGCUGGAUGAAAUCGUUGACGAGAUGCGGCGUUUCCCUGCUCGUGUCCAGCAGUAUGAGGCUUUUGAGCAUUACACAUCGUUGAUUCAGUCUCGGAAGGCGAUGAACUCUUUGCUGUCAGAACUGAAGUCUGAUGCCGUUCGUGAUCGUCAUUGGAAGCAAAUUUUGCGGCUGCUGAAUAUCUCAUCUCCGUUCACGGAGUUGACCUUGCGCAGUUUCUGGGAGUCGAAGAUCUCCGCCAAUGAUAACGAGUUGAAGUCAAUCAUUCGUACGGCCCAGGGAGAAAUGGCACUUGACGAAUUUUUGCGCCAAGUGUCGGACUACUGGACCAACUACCAGCUAGAUCUGGUUAAUUACCAGAAUCGCUGCCGAGUCAUUCGUGGGUGGGACGAGAUGUUUGCUAAGCUUGAUGAACACCUGAAUAGUCUGAGCAGUAUGAAGCAGUCACCGUACUACCGCGUGUUUGCAGAGCUGGCGACCAGCUGGGAAGACAAGCUUACAAGAAUCCGAAGCAUCCUGGACUUUUGGAUUGAUGUCCAAAGGCGUUGGGUGUACCUUGAAGGUAUCUUCUUCGGGUCUGCGGACAUUAAGCAGCAGCUGCCGAAUGAGUUCGCGCGUUUCCAAAGCGUUGAUAACGAGUUCACUUCGACAAUGAAGCGUGUUGCGCACAAGCCCAUGAUUGUGGACGUUGCUAACAUACCGAACUUGUACCAUUCGCUUGAGCGUCAGCAAGACAUGAUGGGCAAUGUUCAGCGUGCCUUGGGUGAAUACUUGGAGAGGCAACGAGCAGCUUUCCCCCGUUUCUAUUUCGUUGGUGAUGAAGAUUUGUUGGAGAUGAUUGGUAACAGCAAGGAACCGAUGCAGAUCCAGCGUCAUCUUUCGAAGAUGUUUGCCGGAAUAUCCUCGUUGGAAAUGGACAACAACACGGGUGUGAUUUUGGGAAUGGCAUCUCGUGAAGGCGAGGUUGUGCAGUUUAAGGAGCCCGUUAAGACCACGGAAGAUACCCGCAUCAACGUAUGGCUGGGUAAGGUGGAGGAGCAGAUGCGCAAAACACUGUCGCUUCUUUUGGAAGAAGCUGUGCGAUCCUACCCUACCGAUGACAGUGCUGACACGUAUUUGAAAUGGGUUUCGGAGUACCCGGCUCAAGUGGUGAUUCUUGCCACCGAAGUGCAAUGGACAAACGAAGUCGAAAAUGUGCUGAAGGCUGGUAGUGGUGACCUGUCACUGGUGUUGGAGCAGUUGGAUAAGCUACUAUUCAUUUUGAGCGACCGCGUUCUCACAGAUGUGAAGAAUGAUGUCCGGAAGAAAUACGAGCAGCUUAUUACCGAGCUUGUGCACCAGAAAAGCGUAACGAAACGUUUGAGUCAAGCCAAGGUUAAUAGCGCUGAGGACUUCCGUUGGUUGUAUCACAUGCGACACUACUUCCAAGCUAAGGAAUCGGACCCGCUCAAGAAACUCACUAUCCAGAUUUCUAAUGCGAGCUUUUCGUAUGGCUUUGAGUAUUUCGGUGUUGGAGAGAGGCUUGUGCAGACGCCUCUGACUGAGCGUUGCUACCUCACGCUGACCCAGGCGUUGGACUUCGGAAUGGGUGGAAACCCGUUCGGUCCGGCUGGUACUGGCAAGACGGAGUCCGUUAAGGCCCUGGGUUCCCACCUAGGUCGUUUUGUGUUGGUGUUCAACUGUGACGAGCACUUUGAUUUCCAAGCGAUGGGACGAAUUUUUUUUAACCGUCUCGAGGAGCGCGUGCUUUCUGCUGUAUCCCAGCAAAUUUUGGCGAUCCAGAGUGGAGUGUCGUCAUUGAAGGUUGGAAAGAGCACUGAUGUCGUUAUGAACGGUGGCAGCUCCAGCACUACGAUUGAGCUGCUGGGUAAGAGCGUCAAGCUGAAUCCUGAUGUGGGUAUCUUCGUGACUAUGAACCCGGGCUACGCUGGACGAUCGAAUUUACCUGACAACUUGAAGCAACUAUUCCGAAGCAUUGCAAUGGUUGCUCCGGACCGUGAACUGAUCGCGCAGGUGAUGCUUUUCUCUCAGGGCAUUACCACAGCCGAACAAAUCUCUGCCAAGGUUGUCCUUUUGUUCAACCUCUGUGAAGACCAACUUUCGAAGCAACCUCACUACGAUUUUGGCCUUCGCGCAUUGAAGAGCGUGCUUGUUAGUGCUGGUCAGCUUAAGCGAAAGAUCACUCAGUCGCAGGAUAGUGUGGCACCAGCCAACAUCGAGGAACUAGAGACGAAGGCUCUGAUUGGCUCCAUUACGGAUACGAUUUUACCGAAACUCGUUUCUCACGAUGUACCGGUGUUCGAGACACUGCUGACGGGUGUGUUUCCCGGCACCGAAGCUCAUCGUAUUGAGGAAGACAACCUACGUGCGAAGAUCGUGGAGUUGGCGAAGAAGAAUAAUUAUGUCGCGAACGACCAAUGGGUCGAAAAGGCUUUGCAGUUGUAUCAGGUGAUGCAGCUUCGUCACGGCGUGAUGCUUGUUGGCGCCUCUGGAACAGGAAAGUCGAGCGCAUGGCGAGUGCUGAUGGACGCCAUGGAACUUGUUGAUGGCGUAAAGGGUGAAGCACACGUGAUUGACCCCAAGGCACUGUCUAAGGAGCAUCUCUAUGGUGUUCUUGAUAACACAACGCUGGAAUGGACGGACGGUGUAUUUACUCACUUGCUUCGCCAGGUUCUUAACAGCGUAAGAGGUGAAAGUGAGAAGCGGCACUGGAUUAUUUUCGAUGGCGAUGUGGAUCCUGAGUGGGCUGAAAACCUGAAUUCCGUGCUGGAUGAUAACCGUCUGCUGACGCUUCCUUCUGGAGAACGCCUUGAGAUUCCCCCUAAUGUGUGGAUCAUGAUGGAAACGGAGACGCUGCGUUACGCGACGCUGGCUACAGUCAGUCGUUGCGGCAUGGUUUGGUUUUCUCAUGAUACGGUUAAGACAUGCCACAUCGUGGAGCACUAUCUGCUGAAAAUGCGGGAUGACGUAUCUGUCAUUUCGUCGUUCUCUCUGCAGCCAACGGAGAGUGGACUUGCCAAGAAGACCGCACAGACCUACGUUGCUCUUCUGCGAGACCUAAUUGAUCGUGGUGAUGGCAUGCCUUCGUUGAUUGAGAUUUGCUUGGAGCAGGCGAUGGGCCAAACGCACAUUAUGGAGGUGACGACCCUGCGCUUGCUAAUGUCGAUGUUUACUCUGCUUGGAAGGGGCCUGACUCGUAUCAAUGAGUAUAACGAAGGCCACUCCGAUUUCCCGAUGACUGCUGACCAGAUGUCACGUUUCGUGCCGAAGUGGUUCGUGUUCUCGAUUCUUUGGGGAUUCGGAGGCUCGAUGGACUCAGUGAAUCGCAUGGACCUAUGUGAUUUCGUGGUGCAAACCCUUGAAAACCGCUUGAUGUUCCCUGUUGCUGCGUCGUCGAGCCCGGAUAACACUCUGCUUGAAUACGAAGUGAACAUUGAUGACGGCGCGUGGCGCCAGUGGCUCCGAUCGAUCCCGCAACUGGAUCUUGAGAGCCACCAAGUCUUGUCAACGGAUGUCGUAGUGACAACGGUAGACACAAUUCGCCACGUUGAAGUGCUGAGAGGGUGGCUUUCGCAGCAUCGGCCGCUUAUUCUGUGUGGUCCCCCUGGUAGUGGUAAGACGAUGACGUUGACCUCAACGAUCAACUCCUUGCCUGAGUUCGAAUUUGCAAGCCUCAACUUUUCGUCUGGAACUUCGCCCGAACUCAUUCUGAAAACGUUUUCUCAGUAUUGUGAGUACAAACGUACUCCGAAUGGAAUGAUGCUGUCGCCGAAUGCACCGGAGAAAUGGCUGGUCGUGUUCUGCGAUGAAAUUAACCUUCCCGAGGCUGAUCGUUAUGGAACGCAACGCGUGAUCACAUUCUUGCGGCAACUUAUUGAACAAGGUGGCUUCUGGUUGGGUGGCAAGAACGCUUGGGUUCGGUUGGAGCGCAUUCAGUUCGUUGGCGCUUGUAACCCGCCAACUGACCCAGGCCGUGUCCCUAUUUCACUUCGCCUACUGCGUCACGCCCCUAUUCUCCUGGUUGAUUUCCCGUCGUAUCCGUCUUUAAAGCAGAUCUACGGAACAUUCAACCGCGCUCUGCUGAAGUUGACCCCAUCCCUUCGUUCUUACGUGCAGCCACUUACCGAUGCGAUGGUUGAUGUAUAUGAUAGCAACCAAAAGAAAUUCUCUGCUGAGAUGCAGCCGCACUACAUCUACAGUCCCCGAGAGCUGUCGAGAUGGAUGCGCGCGUUGUAUGAAGCGAUCGAACCGUUGGAGUAUGAAAUCGACGUCGAGACGCUGGUCAAACUGGUUUUCCACGAAGCGCUACGCCUUUUCAUGGACCGUUUGGUGACAUCCGACGAGCAGAAGUGGUGCUUCCACAUGGUGAAGGAGACCCUGAGGAAUCACUUCCCGCAAAGUGCUACUGCUUUGGAGGUGGUGGAGUAUGGCGGUCAGCAUCCAAUUUUGUUCAGUACGUGGCUUUCGAAGAACUACACUGAAGUGACAACGACAGAUUUGCGCAAGCAUAUCGAAGCCCGCUUGCGUGUUUUCUACGAAGAAGAACUCAACGUUCAGCUGGUCGUAUUCGAUUCAGUGAUCGAUCAUGUGCUUCGCAUUGACCGCGUUCUUCGCCAACCGCUUGGACACUUACUGCUUGUUGGAGAAAGCGGCGCCGGUAAGACCGUUCUGUCCCGUUUCGUUAGUUGGAUGAAUGGUAUGUCCGUCUUCCAGAUCAAGCUUACCUCGAACUAUACUCUGGAUAACUUUGAUGACGACCUUCGUGUUGUCCUCAAGCGAUGCGGUUGCGAGGCUGAGAAGAUCUGCUUCAUCUUCGAUGAGUCCAACGUUCUUGAUUCGGCUUUCCUGGAGCGCAUGAACGCUCUGCUAGCGUCCGGCGAAGUGCCUGGUCUGUUCGAAGACGAUGAAUACACGUCACUCAUGCAUGCUUGCCGUGAAGCUGUCCAGCGCGACGGGGUCAUCGUGGAAAAUACCGAAGAUGAACUCUUCCGGUACUUCACAAAACAAGUACAGCGACACUUGCACGUGGUGUUCACGAUGAACCCCGCUUCGGGCGACUUCCAGAAUCGUACUAACACCUCGCCGGCUCUUUUCAACCGAUGCGUGGUUGAUUGGUUCGGUACAUGGAAUGAUCAUGCAUUGGCACAGGUGGCGUAUGAAUUCACGAACACGCUUGAUCUUGCGGGAUCCGCAGACUUUGUCAUUCCAAAUGAUGCUGCAGAUGUUUUGGCGAAGCUGAUUCCGCAUAUCGCUACUGGAACGUUCCGUGACGUGCUGGUUGGAAGUAUCGUUCAGUUCCAUCAUGCUGUUCUACUACACAUGCGUCGUCUUCAGAAGCGUCACAUGAAGUACAACCACAUUUCGCCUCGGGAUUACUUGGAGUUUAUCCGCCACUUCGUGUCGCUGUAUUCCGAAAAGCGGGCGCAGCUGGAGGACCAGCAGCUUCACUUGAACGUAGGCGUGCAAAAGCUACAGGCUACUCAUGAACAAGUGGCAGAGCUGCAGGGUCAACUCAGUCUUAAGGAGAAGGAGCUCAAGAAGAAGGACGUUGAGGCUAACGAGAAGCUCCAGCAAAUGGUGCAGGAGCAAAAUGAGGCUGAAAGGAAGAAGAAGGAUACGGAGGAGCUUGCUGCUGAUCUUGCGAGUAAGGACGAGGAGAUUCGUUCGCGGAAAGAGGUCGUCGAAGCUGACCUUGCCCAGGCCGAGCCUGCUCUGUUGGACGCCCAAGCAUCUGUGAAUUCAAUUCGCAAGGCGCAGCUUGAUGAAAUCCGUGCCCUCGCUCGACCUCCUGCUGCCGUUCGCAUGACCAUGGAGGCUGUAGCGGUUAUGCUUGGCGAGUCGAGCUUAGAAUGGGCCGACUUGCGUCGUUUUAUCCGAAAAGACGACUUCAUUUCCCAGGUUGUGAACUUCGACUCCGAAAAGCUUACAGCGCGUCAGCGACACACAAUUCAAACGAACUACGUCGACAAGGUGGAUGAGUUCGACUACGAAAAGGUCAACCGUGCCUCGAAGGCUUGCGGCCCUCUUUACAAGUGGAUUGUAUCGCAGCUCAACUACACGAACAUCCUGCAUAAGAUUCAACCAUUGAGAGAAGAGGUGCAGACCCUGAUUGACACGUCUUCGGAUCUACGUGAAAGAUACGAACAAGCCAAGAAAACUAUUGACGCUCUGGAGGUCCGCAUUGAAAACUUUAAGCACGAGUAUGCAGCGUUGAUCAAUGAGGCGCAGGUGAUCACGAACGACAUGGCAUCGGUAUCGAAGAAGGUAGAACGCUCAGUGGCGUUGCUGAAGAGUCUGCUUCAAGAAAGCGAGCGAUGGGAGGCUGGCUCCAAUGAUUUCGAUACCCAGAUGAAGACGCUCGUGGGCGACACAUUAUUGUCCUCUGCGUUCCUCACAUACAUCGGCUUCCUUGAUUUCCAGCAGCGCAAGAUUCUUGUGCAAGAUUGGCGAGACAUCCUCGACUCAAUGGGCAUCAGCACGAAGCCCCAGUUGAGUUUUGUGGACUAUCUGUCCCGCCCUAACGAACAGUUGGAGUGGCAGAUGAGUGACUUGCCCUCGGACGAGCUGUGCUACGAGAAUGCCAUUAUCCUGCAGCGCUUCCACCGCUUCCCACUGAUUAUCGAUCCUUCCGGACAGGCGAACAACUUCAUUAUGAAGUACUACAGCCUCAAGACAAGCACGAAAAUUGCGCAGACGUCGUUCUUGGACAGCUCCUUUAUGAAGGUGUUGGCCAGUGCCAUUCGCUUUGGCACUGCACUUCUGGUUCAUGAAGUGGAGAAUAUUGAUCCGAUCCUGAAUCCAGUGCUGAACCGAGAGCUUUACAAGACGGGUGGACGUGUGCUGAUUCGCUUGGCUGGAGAGGAAAUCGACUACUCGCCAGAUUUCCGACUCUUCUUGAUCACAAGAGACCCAUCUUGCCGGUUCUCGCCUGACAUUUGCAGUCGUGUGACGUUCGUGAAUUUCACGGUCACUCCCAGCUCCCUUGAAAGUCAGGGCUUGAGCAUUCUGCUCAAGAGCGAGCAGCCGGAAGCAGAGGAGAAACGGAAUAAUCUUCUGAAGUUGCAGGGCGAGUACCAAGCAAAAUUGCGCGAGCUGGAGGACUCGUUGCUUCAGCAAAUCAAUAAUGUGCAAGGCAACAUUUUGGAUGAUGAUCGGGUAAUCAACGCUUUGGAAAGCAUGAAGGCGGAAGCAGCCCAGAUUUCGCAGCAAGUGGCGGAAACGGAAUCGACGAUGGCGAUUGUGGAGACAGCGACAAGCCGCUACCGCCCGCUUGCGAAGGCGAGUUCUCAGCUGUUCUUCGCGCUGGAGAACCUGUCAUCGGUUCACUUCCUCUACCAGUAUUCGCUUGAUUUCUUCCUGUCGUUGCUGUCUAAGGUUUUGGCCCAGCCGACUGAGGGAGGAGAUUCGGUGCGACUUGCCAGUAUUUCGAAGGGUCUCUUUGUGCAGCUUGCCAGCCGAGUCAGCCGAGGACUUGCCGAGAACGACAAGCUUAUGUUUGCUCUAAGACUAUCGCAGAUUUACUUGGCACUGGAGCAGCAGAGUGCUGCUGUUGCUGACGCCAAGACGACUAUGGAUGAUAGCAGCGCGUUUGAUGGACCUAGUGAUGAGGAUAUGGAUAUACUUCUUGGAAGCUCGUCUACCUUCUUUAAGGCUGACAAUGGCUCCCAGCGCACUGAACUUGAGCAAUUGCUAACGGCUUUCUCGAAGACUGAAAUGGACCAGCUAAUCAAGUUGAUGAAGCUGUCGACGUUCAAGCACCUGGAGGAGCACGUGCGCGAGCAUGCUAGCGAAUGGAAUGCCUUUGUGAAGACUCCCUCAGCGGAGGAAGCACUUCCAGCUGACUGGGAUGCGACGUAUGUGGCAGCCUCGGCAAGUCCGCGCCGUGCAGCAUUCCGAAACAUGAUUGUGAUUCAUUUCUUACGGCCUGAUCGAAUCACAUUCGCGUCGGAGCGAUACAUUGAACUGGUGUUUACGUCCUCGUUCCCGUGGCGUGGCGAGAUCGAGCUCUCGAAGAAUAUCCAAGAGGACACGCAGGCAACGCGUGGAGUGCUUCUGUGCUCUACGACUGGUUUCGACCCAAGCGCGCAGAUCGAUGAGCUCGCGGCAGUUUUGCAGAAGAAAUACAACUCGGUGUCCAUGGGUUCAUCGGAAGGUUUCGAUGCGGCUGAGAAGGGGCUCAACACGGCGUUGAAACAUGGCACCUGGCUGCUGCUACGCAACGUGCACUUGUGCCCGUCGUGGCUUGUGAGCGUGGAGAAGAAGCUUUACAACGCGCGCGAAAGUGUGCACCCGAACUUCCGCCUAUUCCUGACCAGCGAGAUCAACCCGAACUUGCCGGUGAAUCUCGUCCGCAUGUGUGAUAUCUUCGUGUUCGAGCCACCGAGCGGCAUGAAACUCAGCAUGGUGCGAUCGCUAGACACGGUGGCUGCUGACCGCAUGAAUAGCUCACCAGCCGAGCGUGCACGCCUUUACUUGCUGUUGGCUUGGUUCCAUGCGCUGGUGCACGAGCGACUGCGCUACGUGCCAAUUGGCUGGUCGAAAACGUACGAGUUCAGCCAAUCCGACUUCAGAGGUGCAUGCGAUGUUAUUGAUCGUUGGGUUGACUCAGUCGCCAGCGGCCGUGCACACGUUGCUCCUGACAACAUUCCUUGGACAGCUAUCCGAACCACGCUGAAGGAGUCAGUGUACGGUGGCCGCGUUGACAACACGUUCGACCAGGAGUUGAUGGAUACGCUUUUGGAGCACGUGUUCACGGCUGCUAGUUACGAGAACACCUUUGAGCUUGUCGCGACGGACGAUGGCAACGGCUUGGUGAUUGCUGAGGGUAAGACCAAGGCACAAUUCAUGGAGUGGGUCUUUUCUCUUCCAACGACGAAUCCGCCUUCAUGGAUGGGUCUGCCACGCUCAGCAGAGAUGAUGGUUCUUAUCAGCCAGGGCGCGCGCAUGUUGCGUAACUUGCAAGUGAUGCAAGACUUCUACGGAAGUGAAGGUGGAGAUGAUAGUGCUGGCGGAGACGACGAGAGCAAGAUGGUACUGGGUACUGCGGCGGCGGAUGGUGCUGAUGCGAGACCGAAGUGGGUCCAGGAGUUGGAUCACCGUGUUGGUGCAUGGCUUCAGCUCUUCCCGGCGGAAGGACUCGCAGUGCCUACAGUGCGCGACCCCGUCCACUUCGGCAACCCUGUCUACCGCUGCAUGUUCCGUGAGCUCGAACUUGGAGCGUCAUUCCUGAACAAUGUGGUUGGUCUGCUCCAAACUGUGCAGCGUGUGUGCGCUUAUAAGGCCAAGCCGUCGAACGAAACGCGGGAGGCUCUGCGUACGCUCUACCGCGACCAAGUGCCCCCGCAAUGGGCUCAGUUGUACCGUGUUUCCGACGAGCUCAACCUGAACGAGUGGCUCUCGGACUUCUCUCGACGCGUACACCAGCUGAACGCGUUGGCGCAAGUUGCACCAACGGAGCUUCUGCAGCAGACUGAAGGGAUCUGGCUGGGUGGAUUCUUCUCGCCUGAGGCGUUCGUGACUGCUGCCCGCCAGAGUGCUGCAGCGGAUCUCGGCUGCUCGCUGGAUGAGCUGCACCUGCUUGCCGAUGUGGAGGACCCUUCGGUCUCAUCAGCUGGCGGAUUUACCGCUCGCGGCCUGCUGCUCGAAGGCGCCACCUGGAACUUUACCGGCUUCUCACCGUCGAAUGAAAUUCGCAACAGUCUAUCGGCGUUGCACCUUCGCUGGGCCCCACGCAAUGAGGAAGCGGACAACCUGCGACUGCUUCCAGUGUAUUCGAGCAGCAAGCGCGACACGCUCCUCUUCUCCGUGGCCGUCAACGUUGAGGACGCCGCAUUCCCGAAAAAGAAAUGGUUGGCAACCAGAUCCAGACACCUACAACCGACAACCGACAACCGCACUCAUGCUUCGGGCGACUUUCUCCGCGUCGACUCUCAGUCGGAGAUGCAGUUCGCCGCCGUCUUCCUCUUCCUGCUCAGCAUCUCCGCAGCCGCAGCUGAAGACGCCUGUCCUCCGAGCGAGGUGGUCAAGUUCGCUGAGCUCUACGCUAACCCACACCUGCAUUCAUGCCAGAAGCCGCAAGUCAAGGCCAUGUGCGCUGCUGAGGCUUGCCGUGCGCUGGUUAAAGACGUCCUCGCUCUCGAGCCUGCCGACUGCUACCUGUCUCUCUCCGGAGCCAAGUUGAACGCGCACAAGAUGGCGUGUAGCUUCCGGGAUGCUUGCGAAGGUGACACGGAGCACAAAGAGCACGAGAACGACAAGCACAAGCCGACACCGAAUCCUUCAGAUGACAAGCACCGUCCGAAGCCAACUGAGCACGACGACAAGCGCUACUACCCGACUCCGAAGCCAACAGAAGAGAAGCAUUACAAGACGCCCAAGCCAAUUGAGGAGAAGUACCACCCGACGCCCAAGCCCACGGAGGACAAGCACUACUCGACUCCGAAGCCUACUAAGGACGAUAAGUACCACGACAAGCAAGGUCGACCACGUGGGCAACGUCAGCUCGACGACCGAGUCGAUCGGAAGGAGGCUGAUAAGGAUUCGCACAAGCUCAAGCCCCCGAUGAACGGUACGGCUCUGGAGUUCUUCCCAGUGCCCAACACGACGUACAAAGGCGACUCCUGA
Phytophthora sojae is the source of this 14805-nucleotide messenger RNA. RefSeq lists its product as hypothetical. Gene Ontology annotation, molecular function: dynein light intermediate chain binding; ATP hydrolysis activity; minus-end-directed microtubule motor activity. Gene Ontology annotation, biological process: microtubule-based movement. The transcript has 4 exons. Bases 1 to 14805 code for a protein of 4934 amino acids. NCBI's taxonomy places the organism in Eukaryota, Oomycota, Peronosporomycetes, Peronosporales, Peronosporaceae. Gene Ontology annotation, cellular component: dynein complex; extracellular region. The record is from RefSeq and is a predicted model, not a curated record.